Molecule: messenger RNA, 1872 nt
Organism: Pyricularia oryzae 70-15
Lineage: Eukaryota; Fungi; Ascomycota; Sordariomycetes; Magnaporthales; Pyriculariaceae
Exons: 2
Coding region: 1-1872 (623 amino acids)
Biological process (GO): interstrand cross-link repair
Cellular component (GO): mitochondrion; nucleus
Molecular function (GO): single-stranded DNA 5'-3' DNA exonuclease activity
Source: RefSeq, a predicted model, not a curated record
AUGGCUCGACCAGCUGUGCAAGAUGAUGAAGACGAGUUUGGCUGGGAUCUAUCGCUAGAGGACGAAUUGCUCCUUUCCAACAUUGCAGACCACGCUCAAGACCCUGCGCGACGCCCCCGCUCUUCUAGCGCCGGCUCUGAGACAACCAUCACCACUAUAACAACCGUCGACCAGCGCGCCACGGCAAAGAGGCUGCUUCCCGCGCGGACCUCAAAAACCGUCCCUAACCUCCAGGCCGACAUCACAGCCGCGUUCCCCGCAAGUCCCUGGACCGAAGCCAUCGAUAUUGACAGCGUCGCCGACACAGCCUCAAUCGGGCCAAGGCUCGGCUAUGACGAUGGCGCGCAAACUUCACGCUUCGGCGGGUUUAAUGGCCAGAGACGUGUCAACUCUGGCUCUAUCGUCUCGAACAUUUCUGACCAAAGCGCCGAAUUUGCAUCCGGCAAGCCGGCGGACGUACGCUACCCCGAUUUGAGCGUUCCACUUUCGGCUAUCAAAUCUGCUCCAAACCCCGAUAUUGAAGAUUUGCCCCAAUCAUCUUCCUCCAAUAACCAGGCGGCACAGCCGCUCAAGUCCCCACUCGCUCGCUUCCGAACCUUUCCCAGAAAACCGCUGUCCGUCACGGACUUUUCGUCGCUGGUAUGGUGCGAACAGCAGCACGAGUACACCCUGACGCGGCUCGGAGGGCGCAAGCCCAGGACGGCCGCCAUGAAGGGCGGCACCAAGAUACACGAGCAGCUCGAGCGCGAGGUGUACCGGACGGUGCGCGUCGAGGUCAUGACCAAGGAGGACGCGUUUGGGCUCAAGAUCUGGAACAUCAUACAAGGGCUGCGCACGCUGCGCGACGACGGCCUGACGCGCGAGCUGGAAGUGUGGGGUCUGGUGGAUGGUCAUGUUGUCAAUGGCUUGAUCGACGGCCUCAGUGUUCAGCAUCCAGAUCCUCAGUUUGAGGAGGAGCUUUUGAGUCAGUCUGGGAGCCAGGAGGAGGCGGCUAAGUUGAGUGAGAAACACAAGAUUACCGACUUUUUCAGUGGUGUGAAUCCUUCGCAGGAUCUGAGAGGGCCGGCUCGCAAGGUCUGGCUUUUUGAUGUCAAGACCAGAGGGCAUUGGUCUCUUCCCAGCAAGGUUCACUUGCGUCCCGCGAUGAUACAGCUAUAUCUCUACCACCGGUUCUUGGCGGAUAUGGCUGCGGGCAGACUUGAUUAUCUGCACGUUUACCGAAGAUAUGGUCUCGACCCUGAUUUACCAUUCUCCGACCUGUUCCUGGCUCAGAUCGGAUCUUUGCAUGACGAAGUGUUUCAGGAUUCGACUUCAACGCCGCAAUCCCCGGAUUCUGCAUCACAAGAUAGUGACUAUUCGAGUGGAACAGAGGACACGACCACGGCAGCCUCAGCCCGAUCCUCUAUGCCUGCUGAUGAGCGACUUCGCUAUCGAUCCCUGAGGCAACUCAUUCCACUACUCAAGAACGAACUCAAGCAGACGUUUCCCAGGGGCGAAGCUUCCCUCGGCCAAGUGGUAUCAAUCGAAUACCGGUACAGGGGUUUGCCGAAGCGAAAGAAGGAGAUCGAUAUUGACUUGAGCAUGGAAGACGAGGAAGACUCUGAUGUGGGUGCCCUUAUCGGCCAUCACAAUUUCAAUGUUGCCGAUGAGAACCUGCCGUCUUGCCUGGAAGACCACAUGGAGUGGUGGCGUGGCGAGAGGCCGGCUAAUGGAGUCCCCGUCGAGGAGGCCGACAAAUGCCGCUAUUGCCAAUUUGCCGACAUUUGCGAGUGGCGGGCUGAGAAUCACCUGAAGUUGCUCGAGGAAAGCCGGCAGCGGAAGGCAAGGACCGCCGAUUCUGCACAAAAGGGCAAAUGGAGAAAGUAUGCAUAA